AUGAUAAAUAAAAUGAGGAAACUGUUUCGAGGCAGCGGCAGGAUCCUGGCCAUUAUCUUUGGCGCCUCGAUUAUCUGGCUGAUCUUUGACAUGGCAGCGCUGCGGUUUUCCUUCACCGAGAUCAACAGUAGAGUUUCCAAAGAGGAACUGGUGCGGCUGGAGCGGCUGAGGGCGAAGGUGCUGCAAGACCAGGAGCUGCACAAGAUGUUCAGGAAAAGGGCCGGAGACCUUGUCGGGUUUGCCGGGGACGCCGGGCGGCGGACUCUCCAUGGAAACCACUCAGCCCCGGCUGGUGACCCCGCUGCCGGCGGGCUGCAGGCGGCCGAUAGGCGGCAAAUUGAGGGAAAGUUGGCGAAACGUCGCGCGGGAGCGGGCACGCGCCCCCCGGCCAACGGCCGCAGCCUCCCCCCGCCCCCUGGAACAUUCCGGAAUCGGCCAACGGCUCCCCAGCCCGAUCGACACGGCGGCGGUGUCCGGACUCCCGCCUGGCGGCCCCGCUUCCGGCUGGGAGACCUGCCUUCUCACCCCGCCCUGCUGCCGGGAAAGGUGCCCGAGGUUCACAGGCCUAUUCCCCGCAAACCCCUGCAGCCCCUGAGCGGGGGGGACGUCACGGCCAAGCGGGUGGCUCCCGCUGGACGAGAGUCCCAGCUUCAACCCCAGCCCGAACGCGGCAGGUUGGCCAAAGAAAAAUGGCAGCAAAGCGCGAGAGCGGCAGAGGUAAAGCCCGAGAGCAAUCGCACGGGAGCGGCCGCUCCUGAUUCCCAGCUUUUUCGAGUCUCCCGACCGCACAAAGCGGUAGCGAACUCUGAAAAAACCGCGCUGGAAGAAUGGAGCCAAACGAAUUCAUCUCUCAAGACAGUCGAUCCAAAUAUUGAGGCGGUAGUGGUCAAUGAGACAGUAAAGCAAUCCGAUGGGAAAACAUCUACCGGACCUAAAGUAUGGAAUGAAACAAAAAAUGAAUCUGUCAAUAUUACUGAUAUAAAAGAUGUGUUAAAACAAUCUGAACUAAAAAAGACAGUUUUAAGUGGUUUAAACAAUGCCACAAAAACACGGAUUGUCUUUGGAACGAAUAAAACAGCAAUAAACAAUGUAGAAUUUAAAAAUCAGACAUAUGUCAUUGAGGGAAAACGCUUUUCGAAAGAUAUUGGGGUUAAAUUAACUCCUAACAUCAAUGAAACAAGUGAUCUACAGAGAGUCGGCAACAUUUUAAAUCAUCCAGUUUUUAACUUAGAUUCUAUUGUAGGAGUACACAAGGUUUUAGAUAUUGACAUGACUAUAUCACCUCGUGAUCCUGAAGCCAUUGGCCAAUUUGGGCAGCAGGCAGUUGUGCCAAAGGAACAUGAAAAAUUAGCAAAGGAAAAAUGGAAUGAGGGACAUUUCAACGUAUAUCUCAGUAACAUGAUCCCACUGGACAGGGCUAUCCCGGAUACCAGACCUGAAGGGUGUUCCAACCAGGUAAUUCACAACAACCUUCCAACAACCAGCAUCAUCAUGUGCUUCAUGGAUGAAGUGUGGUCUACACUUCUGAGGUCAAUUCACAGCAUCUUUAAUAGAUCACCUGCUCAUCUCAUUAAAGAGGUUAUCCUCGUGGAUGACUUCAGCACCAAAGAAUAUCUGAAAGAAAAUUUAGACAAAUACAUGUCGCAAUUCCCAAAAGUUCAUGUUAUUCACCUACAGGAGCGUCAUGGUUUAAUCCGAGCCAGACUUGUAGGUGCGGCCAUUGCUACAGGUGAUGUGCUGACAUUUUUGGAUUCCCAUGUUGAAUGCAAUGUUGGCUGGCUGGAACCACUCUUGGAAACAAUCCAUUUAAAGCGAACAAAAGUAGCUUGCCCUGUGAUUGAAGUUAUUAGCGAUGAGGAUAUGAGCUAUGUAGGAGUGAGAGGUUUUCUCCGGGGAGUAUUUACCUGGCCCAUGAAUUUUGAGUGGAAAGCAAUACCUGAUGAAAUUAUUAAAAAAUACAAUCUAAAAGAAAUGGACCCAAUAAGGUGCCCAAUAAUGGCAGGAGGAUUAUUUUCAAUUGACAAGAAAUAUUUUUAUGAACUGGGUACUUAUGAUGCAGGCUUGGAAGUUUGGGGCGGAGAAAACAUGGAGCUAUCUUUUAAGGUUUGGAUGUGUGGAGGAGAAAUUGAGAUUAUCCCAUGUUCAAGAGUGGGCCAUAUUUUCCGUGAUGGCAAUCCAUACACUUUUCCAAAGAACAGAAUUAAGACAGUGGAACGGAAUCUGGCCCGUGUGGCAGAAGUUUGGCUGGAUGAAUAUGUUGAUGUUUUCUAUGGUCGUGGUUACCACCACCUUCUUAACACAAAUGACAUUGAAUUUAACAUCGGAGACUUAAGAAAGCAGAAGGAACUCCGGAAGAAGCUCCAGUGUAAGAGCUUUAAGUGGUAUUUAGAAAAUGUCUACCCUGAUAUACAGACAUCUUUAGUGAAAUCUGAUGGCUUGCUUUUUAAUGUAGGAACAAGAAAAUGUCUUACGGUUGAAAAUGGCACAUUUUCAUUUGACGCUUGUGAUAUUAACCAAAAGAACCAACAUUUUAGCCAUUCGUGGUUAAGGCUAAUUAAACAGAUGGACAUGUGCAUAGCUUUAUUGGAUGUGAAGCAGGGGUUGGGGAUGAAACCCUGUGAUAAAAGAAACAAUAAUCUAAGAUGGCACCAUCAAUCCUUUACAGCUGAAUCAACAUUGAGAGAUCAUAUUGUUUGGGAGAUUUCUCAGUUUCCUUGGUGUUUAGAAGGCAGUCCAUUUGGAAAAAUCUUGAUGAUAAACACCUGCGAUCCAGUCAACACUCACCAAAAAUGGAAAUUUACCAACUAUUAUGAGGAUUGAUGGAGAUAACAAUGGUGAUGCUAGCUUCUAGUGUCACAAGCAUUUUUAAAGAGUUGUGACUGUUUGAAACAAUAUUUGGUUGGAUGGACACCAAGAUCAAUGAACACCAAACAAAGAACAUUGAACCAUCCUAAAUAAUGUGCAAAUAAGUUUUAAAAACAAAUGUUUCCAGGUGGGAACCUGAAAGAACUGGAACACAAAGGGAGUUAAGCAAUACUUGGCUUCAGGCAUGAACAAAUAUUUUUCUAAUCUUACAGAAAAUUCAAACCUUAUUUUGUUUCAUCUGCUAAUGUGGUGUAUUUUUCUAUCCUUUUUAGAAAACUGUGGAGAAUAAUUUAUUGUAACACCGUCAAAUGUAAAUCUAUGAAUUAAUGUAAUUUGGACAUUUUCCCAUUUGCUGAGUGUUUUUAAAACUAUUCUUUCAUAUCUGUAAAAAGAAAGGAAGCUUUAACUGUUCAAAUCCAAAUGACAAGAAUGGGUGAUAAGAAAUUUUUUUAAAAUAAUUUUACUUUUAAGCUUUCAAGUUUUUUUAUAUUUCCUCAUUAUAACACUCAUUAGAAACUUAAAAAAUGAUAUUUUGUAUGCAAUUUUCUGUUUCAAAUUUGUUUCUUUAACUUAUAAAAGCUUUAAUUUCAAA
Carcharodon carcharias (great white shark) is the source of this 3457-nucleotide messenger RNA. Its product is annotated as polypeptide N-acetylgalactosaminyltransferase 5. The transcript has 10 exons. NCBI's taxonomy places the organism in Eukaryota, Metazoa, Chordata, Chondrichthyes, Lamniformes, Lamnidae. The record is from RefSeq and is a predicted model, not a curated record. Gene Ontology annotation, cellular component: Golgi apparatus. The coding region runs from base 1 to 2820 and encodes 939 amino acids.